Lytechinus pictus (painted urchin) is the source of this 3963-nucleotide messenger RNA. RefSeq names its product retinol dehydrogenase 13-like. The record is from RefSeq and is a predicted model, not a curated record. The transcript has a single exon. Lineage: Eukaryota; Metazoa; Echinodermata; Echinoidea; Temnopleuroida; Toxopneustidae. Bases 446 to 1441 code for a protein of 331 amino acids.
UUUUACUAGAACUUUUGAGGUUCAUCAUGGUCUUCAUGGAUAAUCGCAAAAUAGAAGUCCGGAUUCAAAUUUGAUCUUAAAAAAGCAAAAACAAAAUUAAAUCAAAAAAAUUUAAUUUUCAUUACUUCUUGAUUUAAUAUAAAAGAUAAAUUAAAGAAAUGAAAAUAGAAUAAUAAACCCUAAUUUCUAGAUAAAGACCAUUUUCCUAAAGAGGACUCAUUGAAGAUUUGUGUAGUCUGCUAGUUGGAUCUUGAUCUUGCCAGUCUCAGUUGACAGUUGUUGACAAGAGUCUUUAUCCUGAACAAUUAUUGAGUUACAUCAUCAUAUAACGAGACAGUGUAUUUGUAAGAGAUUUAGAUCCAAUGAUUUGGAAUUGUCUGAAGAGGGAUAAUGUUACUGUAGAUUGAUCAAAACCAGCCGGCAGUGCCAGAUUUUGAUUUGCAACAUGGAAUUGGAAAGAAAAUCAGAAUGGAGAGCUCCAGGGGAUAUGGUCUGUGCAGGACUUGUUCUUGGUGCUAGUUUGGUAAUAUUUACCAAACUGAAGUUCAGGGGUGCUGCAUAUAGAAGUGCUACCAAGCUGACAGGAAAGACGGCCAUUGUAACGGGUGCAAAUACGGGAAUAGGGAAGGAGACUGCCCUUGAUUUUGCUCGCCGUGAAGCGAGAGUAAUCCUUGCUUGCCGUGAUAUUGCAAAGGGUCAAAGAGCAGUUGAACACAUCAGACAUUAUACUAAUGCAGGGGAACUAGUUGUGAUGAAGUUGGAUUUGGCAUCACUGAAGUCAGUGAAUGCUUUUUGUGAUGAAUUCUGUAACAAAAUUGGCAGACUCGAUAUCCUUGUCAACAAUGCAGGUGUGUUUUACACUCCAUAUAUGAAGACAGAAGAUGGCUUUGAAAUGCAAUUUGGAGUCAACCAUCUUGGACACUUCCUUCUGACCAACAGACUUUUAAAUGUCCUAAAGGCUUCUUCACCAUCUCGUGUGAUCAUCGUGUCUUCUGCUCUCCAUAAGAGAGGGCAUCUUGAUUUUUCAAAGCUUAAUCCAGACAAAAAAGAAUACAACAAGACCAAGUCUUAUGCUGAUAGUAAGCUUGCCAACGUCCUGUUUGGGAAGGAGCUGAGCAGACGACUCAGUGGCCAAGGCGUCACCUCUUACACCUUACAUCCAGGUGUCAUCAACACAGAACUUUCACGUUAUCUUGGAUAUUCUAAAGCUUUCUGGGCUGCUACAUUCCCUCUCCGAUGGCUCUUCAUGAAAUCUCCCCGGUACGGAGCUCAGACUACCAUUUACUGUGCUGUUGCUGAGGAGCUCAAGGAAGCAUCUGGGAAAUAUUAUGGCAACUGCAAAGAAGAACCUUACCCAGAGGUUAGAGGACCAGCUGAUGAUGCUGUUGCUACUAAACUUUGGGAGGUCAGCGAAAGGCUGACAGGACUUUCAUCUGAGUGAUAUUAUGUUGAAGACAUUGAAGGGGAAUCCAGCCUUGGCCAUAAAAUGAUGUGUUGGGACGGAGAAAAAUAAAUUAAACAGAAUGGUGAAAGUUUGAAAGAAAUCGGACAAGCAAUAAGAAAGUUAUAGCUGCUUUAAAAUUGAGAUCACUAAUACCAUGUAGAUUUCAAAUUGGCAACUGGGUAAGUAAAUUAUGACAAGGGGCAAGGACAACUUUCCCAUAGGCCAUGUACUUUAUUAUCAGGGAUUUGUGGUUUUCUCCUAAGUGCCCAUUCCCCUGGGGCAGUAAUCUAAAUAUAACCCAGGUAGUAUAUUAUUUUAUGUCCUCAUGGAAGAAAAAUAUAAUUUGAAAUAAAACUUUUGGGGGAAAUGACAUUUUAGCCAUAAUAUGUACUGGAGUACAUGGAAGAGUAGUCCUUGCCUUACAUCACUAUGACAUCACAUAUGCGGCCAAUUUGAAGUCUCCAUGGGUAUAGUGAUUACCAAUAUUUACAACUUUUAAAAAUUCAUAACUUUCUUGUUGUUUGUCCAAUAUUGUUCAAACUUUCACCUAUCAACUUGUCUGAUUUUUCUUUUCCUUAUAAAAACAAGUUUUUAUUUGGGUUGGAUUCCCCUUUAAUUCAUAUCUGGGUGCAUGAAACGAAACCCCAAUAUUCUGUAUUAAGUGUAAAUAUUUCAUUUUAUAAUGUUUAUGAUAGUUCUGCAUCUAUUACAUUGACAUGCAGGUUGAUGAAGCAUAUUCUGUUAUAUGAAUUUCUUGUUCUGCCUUGAUAGAGCAUUUGUCUCAAUAUAUUUGUUGUAAUUUUCAAAAUCAUCACCUUUUGCUGUAAAUUUUGAGUGUUCACAUUAAAGUCGAUUUUUUAAUGGUGACAUAUUUCUUUAAAAAUGGAAUGAAGUCAUACAGUCGAUGUAGUUAAAUACUGCAUAAUGUACAUUGGACAAAUAUAAUUAAAGGACAAGUCCACUCCAACAAAACGUUGAUUUGAAAAAAAGGAGAAAAUCCAACAAGCAAAACACUGAAAAUUUCAUCAAAAUCGGAUGUAAAAUAAGAAACUUAUGACAUUUUAAAGUUUUGCUUAAUUUCACAAAACAGUAAUAUGCACAUCCUGGUCGGUAUGCAAAUUGGCAGACUGAUGACGUCACCCACUCACUAUUUCUUUUGUAUUUUAUUAUAUGAAAUAUUCUAAUUUUCUCCUCCUUAUCAAGUGAAAAGAAAUUUUAUUUCUCCCUGAACAUGUGGAAUUACCAUCAUUUUAACAGUUUAUGGUUAAGUUGGUCCUUAUUGUCAAAUCUGUAAAAAUUGAAAUAUUGUAUUUUUCAAACAAUAAAAAACAAAAGAAAAAGUGAGUGAUGGACAUCAUCGACUCUCUCAUUUGCAUAUCGCUGAAUUGUGCAUUUAACUGUUUUGUGAAAAAUAAGAGAAACUUAAAAAAGUCUUAUUUCUUAUUUUACAUCCGAUUUCGAUGAAAUUUGCAGCAGUUUGUUUGAUUUUUCUCUGUCAAUUCAAAUCAGCAAUUUUCUGGGGUGGACUUGACCUUUAAUGAAUCAUCUGUAGAUAGUAUGUUUUUUUUUUCAAGUAAGCAAUGGAAUUGUUUUAAUGGCUCUUAAGUUUGUGCUGUCUCAUGAGUCACAGAGCUUUUUGUGUACGAAACUGUACGUAUUUGAAUUAGAGCAGCUGAUCUUGGAAAUUUCAAGAAUAGAUCAGAAAAAAACUACCAGUAUAAAGAGUUUUGAAACUUAAAGUAAUCAUCGACCAAAUACCAUUUGCAAACCCUGUGACCAAUCAUGCAAGCUAAAUUAUUUAUUCAGAUAUUAUAUCUAAUAUUGAAAUACAUCUACUUAAAAACGCACCCAACAGUUUGAAUAUUGUUCAUACUCUUAUUACAUUUUGGCCUUCUGAUAUAUGCGUUCAGUUUACAAAUAUAAAGAAAUAAGGGAACCUUAGUUGCCAAUUUGUCUUUUUAUACAAUGCAAUUAAAGAUGUUGCAUAUUUUGAUAUUUGUCUAAUUAUCACCAGUUUCAAGAUGAUACUAGCAACAAUGGAUGGGAAAAGAGAUUUCACUUUGAGUAGACGCUUUUAUGACCCUCUUCCUCUGAUUUAAUUUUAAUCAGAAUUUGCAUGAAUUUUUACUUUUGUUCUUUACACAUUUUUGUGCAUAUACAGUAUAACCCAUAAGUUUGUUCUUUUCUGGUGGUUUUUGGUAACUCGUGCAUUGAUACAUACGUAUGUCUUGCCAAUUAUGUAACAUGAACUAAAUUUGUAGACAGGUUUCUAUGCUUUAUAGGAAGAUAAGCUAUUUCGACAUUUCUGCAUGGUCCUUUAAUAGUGAUUUCUUAAUUUUUAUUUUCACAUCCAUUUUUCAUACCUUUUUUAUACUUUGAUUUCUCAUACAAACAUUGUAUACUUGACUGAAUUAACUGAAUUUAGCUGUAUUGUACUCAUGCAAUUUAAACAUACCGGUAGUUCAGUUGUUAAUCAUAAGCCAAGCAAAAAAUUAAAAUAAAGUUUUUAAAGAAAAUAA